CGCUGCGAUGGAGCGUAAAGUUGCUCGGGAGUUCAGGCAUAAGGUGGAGUUGCUGAUUGAAAAUGAAGCCGAGAAGGAUUACCUGUAUGAUGUCCUUCGCAUGUAUCACCAGUCAAUGGAUUUGGCAGUGUUGGUGGGGGACCUGAAGCUGGUCAUCAACGAACCAAAGCGUUUGCCCUUGUUUGAUGCCAUCCGACCUCUCAUCCCACUUAAACACCAGGUGGAGUACGACCUGCUCACCCCAAAGAGGUCACGGAAGCUGAAAGAGGUGCGUUUGGAUCGGACACAUCGUGAUGGACUGGGUCUGAGUGUGCGAGGAGGGCUGGAGUUUGGCAGUGGUCUCUAUAUAUCACAGAUGGUCAAAGACGGUCAGGCAGGGAAUGUCGGUCUUCAGGUUGGAGAUGAGAUUGUGCGCAUCAAUGGAUACUCAAUCUCCUCCUGUAUCCACGAGGAGGUUAUCAGUCUCAUCAAGACAAAGAAGAUUGUGUCACUUAAAGUCAGGCAUGUGGGGAUGAUCCCAGUGAAAAGCUCAUCAGAUGAACCUCUUAAGUGGCAGUUUGUCGACCAGUUUGUGUCUGAGUCAGGGGAGAAAAAAAGCAGCAUUGCAGGCUUGGCAUCCAUUGGAGGCAAAGAAAUCAAGGAGAAGAAGGUUUUUCUCAGCCUUGUCGGUACCAAGGGUAUGGGCAUCAGCAUCUCCAGUGGUCCAACUCAGAAACCUGGUAUCUACAUCAGUAAUGUCAAGCCAGGCUCCCUUUCUGCAGAAGUUGGACUUGAUGUUGGAGACCAAAUUGUGGAGGUGAACGGGGUGGAUUUCGCCAAUACGGACCACAAAGAGGCGGUGAGAGUCCUGAAGAGCAGCAGGAGUCUGACUAUUACUGUUCUGACAGGAGCUGGCAGAGAGCUGUUCAUGACAGAUGAGGAGCGUCUUGCAGUGGAGGCCCGCAGGGAGCUGGAUAGGCAGGAGCUGAUGCACCAGAAGAGGGUGGCACUGGAAACCAACAAAAUCCUCAAAGAGCAACAGGAGAAGGAGAAGCAGAGAAAGAUGGAGAUCUCUCAGAAAGCUGCAGAGGAAGAGGAGCGCUAUAAAAAGGAGAUGGAGAAGAUUGAUGCUGUGGAGAAGAAGCACAGCAGAGAGUGGGAAGAGGACUGGGGAGCCAAAGACAGGCCCAAAAGCCCUAAGAGCCCAUCACCCGCCCCACCCGAGUCAAAAUCCACCAAGGCCAAGAGUUCUCCAUUUGGCUGGUUUUAUCGAUAUGAGGGAAAACUGCCGUCACUCCGCAAGAAAGGAGAAAAGAAAAAGAAAAAGAAGAAAGUGUCCAACAUGGACACACUGCAGGAGCAGAGAAAGAACAAGAAGGAGAUGGAGUUUGAGCUGAAACUCGCCAAGGAGAAGGAAGAAAUGUAUGAACGAGAGAAGCAACUUAAGAUCAAUCGUCUGGUGCAAGAGGUUUCAGAGACGGAGAGAGAAGACCUCGAGGAGUCAGAUAAAGUGCAACACUGGGUGGAGCGUCUUUGUCAGACUCGGUUGGAGCAAAUAUCCUGUGUGGAGAAUGAUUCCCCAGAGCCUCCGGAAAUGCUGAAACGGAUGGUGCCUUUCAACUCGUCUUUUAAAUCAAACAGCAAACGACAAGGAUUUCAGAAAUACGAGGAAGAUUUUGAUCCCUACUCCAUGUUCUCCUCGGACCAGAUAGACGGGCGAGAUGUGAGACUGCUGAGAAUCAAGAAGACUGGACAGCUUGACGUUGCUCUGGAGGGAGGUGCCGACUCUCCGUUGGGAAAGUUGGUGAUAUCUUCUGUGUAUGAAGGUGGAGCUGCAGAUAAGCACGGUGGCGUUGUACCCGGGGAUGAACUUAUGGCUGUAAAUGGGAAGAUCCUGAUCGAUGCCACAUUGACUGAGGGACAAAACUCUCUGGCUCGGGCCUGGAAUAGUGGAGGGGACUGGAUUGAUGUUGUGAUUGCUAUUUCCCCUCCGAAAGAAUAUGAAGAUGAAGUAACAUUCUUCUAGUCUCAUCAACAACCUGCCAAGAAAACCACACUGAUGAAGAAGCUUUUCAUAGUUGAUGAUUCCUUCAGGAUUCACCGUCAAGCUGAAGAUGGUCUUUUGUUUCUGCUUAGCAUUACUAAAGGCUCUUUUUAAGCCUUGUGUCAUGUAUCAAUAUAUUGACACCAUACAGUCAAUAAGUAUCAUCAUUGUCUUGAUUUGUUAAAGGAUGGUACAGUCAAUAUUCACUUGUCUCCACUAAUUUUCCUCAACUCUGUCAAGCCCAUAGAUGGUUGACCAUGCACGGUUUCAUUUGUUAGUAUAACAAUGAAGGGCAAAGUGUAAUCAAUA
Anoplopoma fimbria (sablefish) is the source of this 2332-nucleotide messenger RNA. It is a transcript of the gene ush1c, whose product is annotated as Usher syndrome 1C. Bases 8 to 2005 code for a protein of 665 amino acids. Lineage: Eukaryota; Metazoa; Chordata; Actinopteri; Perciformes; Anoplopomatidae. Gene Ontology annotation, biological process: inner ear morphogenesis; inner ear receptor cell stereocilium organization; retinal cone cell development. The record is from RefSeq and is a predicted model, not a curated record. The transcript has 23 exons. Gene Ontology annotation, molecular function: protein binding. Gene Ontology annotation, cellular component: cilium; plasma membrane; photoreceptor inner segment.